Messenger RNA from Prorocentrum cordatum, 411 nucleotides. NCBI's taxonomy places the organism in Eukaryota, Dinophyceae, Prorocentrales, Prorocentraceae. The record is from the annotation of a GenBank genome assembly.
GCCGAGGGCGCGCGUUCCGGGAAGCUCUGGAAUUCGAAGUUGCAGCUUCCCGAGUCCGGGGGGCUUCCUAUCGAGCAAUUGGAAGGGAUCGGGCCGCUUUACUCCGAGGACCUGAUCGCUGUGAGUGAGUCAUAUGCUCCAGGUGCUGCCUCUUGCGUGGAUGGCUCCCACAUGCGCAAUUUUUUCCUUGUGCAGCCAGAGCUCUCCGCAGCGUGCGCCACGUUCCACGCGACUGUGCGCGCGGGGCUCACGCCCCACCAGACCCAGGCCAUCAUCGCCCUGCCCCUUGCGAAGCCCGCGGGACGGUGUAGGCCCAUCGGCCUUUUCUUUGUUUUUUACAGACUGCGGGCUCGCGCCCGGAGACCUUGCGCUCAGCGCUGGGAAGCCGGGAAUCAGAGAACGCACCUCGCC